This is a messenger RNA of Heterocephalus glaber (naked mole-rat), 450 nucleotides long. It is a transcript of the gene Rps21, whose product is annotated as ribosomal protein S21. Gene Ontology annotation, biological process: translation. Gene Ontology annotation, cellular component: ribosome. Gene Ontology annotation, molecular function: structural constituent of ribosome. The record is from RefSeq and is a predicted model, not a curated record. Lineage: Eukaryota; Metazoa; Chordata; Mammalia; Rodentia; Bathyergidae.
CGCCAAGCGGUGCGUGACCCGGAAGUGCUCGUUGAAGCCCCGCCUCCUCUCUGCGAUACUGCCGUCGGGGGACGCGCCACUUCCUUUCUCUGCUCGCGCUAGUAGCGGAGGCAGCAGGUCGGGUACUAGGGGCCGGGCCUCAAUAUGCAGAACGACGCGGGCGAGUUCGUGGACCUGUAUGUGCCGCGGAAGUGCUCCGCCAGCAACCGCAUUAUUGGUGCGAAGGACCACGCAUCCAUCCAGAUGAAUGUGGCCGAGGUUGACAAGGUCACGGGCAGGUUUAACGGCCAGUUUAAAACCUAUGCCAUCUGCGGGGCCAUUCGCAGGAUGGGUGAAUCAGAUGACUCUAUUCUACGUUUGGCCAAGGCUGAUGGCAUCGUCUCAAAGAACUUCUGAGUGGAGAAUGUUGUGGAUGUGGAACAUCUGUCAUAAAUAAAUAGUCAGAAAGCA